UUUGUAACGUUUGGUGAUUGCUGGCAUUUACUUCACCGAUUGUAUCUGUGUCGCGUCCACUUCGGAGUUGUUACUCGUGCCAUACCAUAACGGUGCCUGCGAAUUUCAAGUGCAUUUGGUUUUUGUGUAAUACCAACAACCUUCAAUGAAUUUCAAUCAACAUUGUGUAAAAUAUUUGGGUUAAACAAUGUCGGAAAAAGACGCCGCAAACUCGGACAUAAUCCAAAAAUCAAUCGGAGUUUUUGGACGAUGGCAUGUAGCAGUGUGCUUUAUUAUCUUUCUUGUCAAAUUCCCAGUAGCCUGGCAUCAACUCAGCAUAGUAUUUCUAGCACCUCCAGUUGAAUUCUCAUGUAUAGAUAAUGAAACAGAUAAAUGUUCCAGUAACUGUAGUGAGCACAUUUUUGACAGAUCAAUUUUUGCUGAAACAAUUAUCACUCAAUGGGACCUAGUAUGUGGUAGAACACAUUUAGCAAGUCUGGCUCAAACUGUAACUAUGCUUGGGAUUCUAUUCGGGAAUAUGCUUUUCGGUUAUCUUUCUGAUAGAUUUGGAAGAAGAGGUCCAUUGACUGCAGCAGUGAUAUUGCAAGUCGUUUCUGGGACUUGCACUGCUUUUGUUCCUUAUUUCGGACUAUUUCUCUUUUUGCGAUUUUUGGCUGCUUUGUCCACGGGAGGAACAAUGGUCGUUAGUUUUGUAUUAGUGAUGGAAUUAGUAGGACUGGAAUGGCGAACCACUUUAGGAAUCCUCUACCAAAUUCCCUUCAACCUUGGUCACUUAUUAUUGCCUCUAUUUGCCUACUUUCUUCGCGACUGGAAAUACUUUCAAAUUACGAUAUCACUACCUGCUAUUAUUUUAAUCUCUUACUAUUGGAUUCUACCAGAGUCUCCUCGUUGGUUGCUAACAGUGGGUAAAAAGGACAACGCGAUCAAACUUUUGGAAAAAGCCGCACAUUAUAACAAACUACCGACGGAAAAUAUCAAAGAAGACGUUCACAACUACUUGCAAAAGAACGAAAUCAGUGAAGAGAAACAAGCUGGCAACAUUUUAGAUUUAGUAAAAACGCCAAUAAUGCGAAUGUAUACAAUUUGCGUUGGUUUCAACUGGUUCGUCUGCGGAUUAUGUUUCUUCGGAAGUGCACAAUAUAUCGGCCAAUUGGGAGGAAAUAUUUUUAUUAACGUUGCUCUAUCUGCUGUUAUCCAAAUCCCGAGUACUCUUUUCUCAAUCUGGGCUGUGAAAGCGUGGGGACGGAAACGAACCUUAAUUUCAAGCAACAUUUUAGCAGGAAUUUCUUGUCUAUUGAUAGCCCUAGUGCCUGAAAAACUAGCUUGGAUUAGGACAACGCUGAGUUGUGUUGACAUGUUUGCAUUAGCUGUUUCUUUUCCAACAGUCUAUAUUUAUUCGGGAGAACUUUUCCCGACUGUUGUUAGAAAUAUUGGUGUGGGAACAUCGUCAAUGUGUGCUAGGUUUGGCUCAAUGGCUGCACCGUUUAUUGCAGGACUUGUUGUAGUACAAGCGUGGUUACCGCCGGUGAUUUUUGGGGUUACUCCUCUUGUUGGGGCAGUUCUUUGUAUAAAAUUACCCGAGACUCUUAAUUGUAAAUUACCAGAUUCAGUUGAAGAAGCGGAGCAGUUUGUUAAAAAAACGCUAGUUAGUAAUGACACAGAGAUGAGAUAAGCAUGAUACAUAUUAGUAAAAAAUUGUAUAUAAUUCUGAGUAGGAAAAUUUCAAUACAGGUGUUUUGAAAUUUAUUUUUCCUACUUUAAUUUAACAAUGAAGUCUUUCAAUACUGUGUAUAUUUUCAAAUAAAUAAAGUUAGUAAUGAAGUAA
This is a messenger RNA of Tribolium madens (black flour beetle), 1825 nucleotides long. Its product is annotated as organic cation transporter protein-like. Gene Ontology annotation, biological process: transmembrane transport. Lineage: Eukaryota; Metazoa; Arthropoda; Insecta; Coleoptera; Tenebrionidae. Gene Ontology annotation, cellular component: membrane. Bases 188 to 1672 code for a protein of 494 amino acids. The record is from RefSeq and is a predicted model, not a curated record. The transcript has 4 exons. Gene Ontology annotation, molecular function: transmembrane transporter activity.